AUGAACAUUUUAUUCGAAAAACUUAACCCGUUAGUUACAAAGUGUGGUCUUGAUAAUAUGGAUGAGAUUGAGAUCCUAAAGGGACCAUGCAAAAAAAUCGGAGUUCGUCCAGCUCACGUUGUGUUUAUUUGUGCAGUUGUUUCUGUGGCCAGCAUCGUACUAGGAAUUGCAGCACGUUUUCUAGCCACUUUCGUAUCCAUGAUAUAUCCUGCUUAUAGAAGCAUUAAAGCAAUAGAAUCAGACAACAAAGAAGAUGACAGACAAUGGCUAUCGUAUUGGAUAUUGUUCUCCCUCCUCACCUUGGCAGAUUCGAGCAUAGGAUUUGUUUUGGAAUUCAUACCAUUCUACCACGUGAUUAGAUUGGCGUUGUUUGUCUUUCUCUUCCAUCCAUCAUUCAAUGGAGCAGAGAAGGUGUACAAAACUGUUGUUCAACCUGUUUAUUUGAAAUACCAUAAGCAUAUUGAUUAAAAGAUAGAUUAAGUGACUAACAAGGUGAAAAGCCAGAGUAUCUAUUGAUAGAUUUACAUUAAUAGUAUAAUUAUGUUCAAAUAAUAAAUA
This is a messenger RNA of Paramecium tetraurelia, 558 nucleotides long. RefSeq lists its product as uncharacterized. The transcript has 3 exons. The record is from RefSeq and is a predicted model, not a curated record. NCBI's taxonomy places the organism in Eukaryota, Ciliophora, Oligohymenophorea, Peniculida, Parameciidae.